Messenger RNA from Sinocyclocheilus anshuiensis, 1894 nucleotides. Its product is annotated as probable G-protein coupled receptor 75. The transcript is spliced from 2 exons. Gene Ontology annotation, molecular function: C-C chemokine receptor activity. NCBI's taxonomy places the organism in Eukaryota, Metazoa, Chordata, Actinopteri, Cypriniformes, Cyprinidae. The coding region runs from base 233 to 1894 and encodes 553 amino acids. Gene Ontology annotation, cellular component: plasma membrane. Gene Ontology annotation, biological process: G protein-coupled receptor signaling pathway. The record is from RefSeq and is a predicted model, not a curated record.
UUCUUAUGCUGUGAUACUCUUUCUCUAAAUAGGAUGUUUGUAACGUUCAUGUACUUUGGAGAUCUGUACAAAUGUGGAAAACGCGGUGUUUUAAAAAUGGCACACGUAGGGAAUCCAUGCAAUCCAGAGGGUCUGCCAUGAACCAUGUGCACAAUGGGAGUAUUAGCUGGCUCUUGGGUGACCUAAAGGCAAGAUGGGCAACACUCUGAGGCUGUGACCACUUUGCAUCCCCAUGUGUACCAUGAACAGCACUGCCUGGCCUUUGGACCUGGCUGAGUUUGCGAAACCUCGGGGCUUCAACAGCUCCCAGAGCCAGUCUGCUUCUGUGAGUGGUUGGGCAUUAAUCCACACGGCUACCCUUGCCUCCUGUUCCCUCCUGUUGGUCCUCAUCUUUUGUCUCGGUUCUUAUGGAAACUUGGUGGUCUUCUUGUCCUUCUUCGACCCGGCGUUCCGCAAGUUCCGCACCAACUUCGACUUCAUGAUCCUCAACCUAUCCUUCUGUGACCUGUUCAUUUGCUGCGUCACUGUGCCCAUGUUUGCACUGGUUCUCUUUCUGGAUGCUGGAGACGCGAGUGGCGGCGUGUCCCAGGGCUUCUGCUUUGCCUUCCACCUCACCAGCUCGGGCUUCAUCAUUAUGUCCCUCGAAACGGUGGCUGUGAUUGCCCUGCAUCGACUCCGCAUGGUCCUGGGUCAGCAGCCCAACCGUACAGCCUCGUUCCCCUGUACUCUGGUCCUCACUGCAUUGUUAUGGACCACCAGUUUCACACUGGCGGUGUUGGUCACCUUACGAGCAUAUCCCAGGAGCUCCGGACCUUGCCUGCCCCACUUUGGUCUUACCGGCAACAAAGCCAAGGUAGUAUUGUACGUAUACAUUGCAGACUUUGCUUUCUGUGUAGGUGUGGUGUCCAUCUCAUACCUCAUGAUCGCUCAGGCGUUGAGGAAGAACGCUCAGGUUCGGAAGUGUCCCAUCAUCACGGUGGACGCGACACGUCCACCUACUUCUCAUCCGCCGCUCAUUGCCACUGGUUUCGAGGGCAUGCAGUGUACAGUGCAGGUGCCCUCGCUGUACCGCAACCAGACCUACAACAAGCUCCAACAUGUCCAGACGCACUCCUUUACCAGGAGAACCAACCAGCCCCUCGUGCCUGGGGCUGCCACUGGAGCAACUUGCUGCCAGUUGGUCUCCACAGUUAACCUGGCGACAGCCAAGGAUUCAAAGGCUGUGGUCACAUGCAUAGUCAUCGUCAUCUCUGUGUUGUUGUGCUGUCUACCACUAGGUAUAUCUUUGGCGCAGGAUAUGGUGUCACCGGAGAGCAGUUUUGUCCACUACCAGUUCGAGCUCUGUGGAUUUGCCCUCAUCUUCCUGAAGUCUGGAAUCAACCCGUUUGUGUACUCGCGCAACAGCGCAGGUCUGCGUCGCCGUGUGCUCUGCUGCCUCCAGUGGGUGACCUUGGGCUUCCUGUGCUGCAAGCACAAGACACGCCUACACGCUAUGGGCAAAGGAAGUCUGGAAGUCAACCGCAAUAAGUCCUCGCACCACGAGACCAACUCGGCGUACAUGCUGUCGCCGAAGCCUCAGAGGAGGCUGGUGGACCAGGCUUGCGGACCCAGUCACUCCCGGGACAGCAUGCCUAGUCCUUGUGCCACCACUGGACGCAAGCCCCGACCCCCGAGCACAUCUACACCCAUCAAUACGCGCAUAGAGCCUUACUACAGUAUCUAUAACAGCAGUCCGUCAGCAGGCCCGAGUUCCCCCAACAGCCUGCAGCGGGUCAACUCUCAAACCACAGCCUUUGCCAAAAGCUACGUGGCUAUGCAUUACCACACCCACCAGGAGGCGCUGCAGGACUUUGACAGCACCUCAGCUCAUCAGAUUCCCAUCCCAUCAGUCUGA